CUGACUAUAAGGGGCAGAAGAAGACGCGCGUCACGUGACUUCCGCUCGAGGCCUCGCGCCGAGUGUUUGUGAAUCCAUGAGCGAACUUUAGCUUUAAAGCUUCUCUUCAGCGUCGCUUCGGUUCUGGAGUCCCGCGAUGUCUUCUGGGUCACCGUGUGUGAACAGCCGGUGGGACCGGCGUGAGACGGGCGUUGCGAGCGAGGUGUGUGUGUCCCGCGGCUCACAGGAUGUGUCUGGAGCUCCUCAGGGAGGCGUGGAGAUGGCUGCAGCGAUGGCGGCUAAAAUCAACGCCAUGCUGAUGGCCAAAGGCAAACUGAAGCCCCUACAGCCGCUGCCCAGUAAAGCACCGCCCGCUGCUCCUCUGGUCUCUGCUGAGGAGAUCGUCGUGGCUGAAGUCGACAUAAAUGAUGUAGCGAUGGAGUGCAGGAACCUGCUGACUAGAGGCAAAACUCAAGAUGAGAUCAGUCAGCUGAGCGGAGCGCUGGUGUCCACUAAAGGCCUGUACAUGAGUGACACAGACAGAAGCAGCAGCACAGGGGUGAGACCGCUGUAUCUUCAUGUUCAAGGCCGCUCUCAGGAGAACGUCAACAAGGCAGUGGCCAGAAUAAAGGAGAUCAUCUCCGAGGAUGUUCUGCGCUCGUCGGGUGGACAGCAGCCCGCCGUGAUGCCCACCGUCCCCGUGUACCGCCAGACCCUCAGCGCGGCCCCUGGACACAAACCGGCCCCGCUGCACACGGGGAGUUUUGUGCACACUAAGAUCUUUGUAGGCCUGGAGCAAUCUCAUCCGUCCUUCACCGUGAGAGAGCGUGUGGAGGGUCCGUCCGGCUCGUACCUGCAGCACAUUCAGUCUGAGACCGGCGCUCGGGUCUUCCUCCGAGGAAGAGGCUCCGGCUACAUCGAGCAGGCGUCCCGCCGAGAGUCCUUCGAGCCGCUCUACCUGUACAUCAGCCACCCAAAUGCCGCAGGCCUGGAUGCAGCCAAGAAGCUGUGCGAGAAUCUCCUGGACACGGUGCGGGCAGAACACACACGGAUCAUGUCGUCGUAUUCUUCCUCAUCUUCUGCUCCAGUUUACUCCACACACUCGGCAUACUCUGCAAAUAACAGCUACGGUGGUCAGUCGUGGUACGGCUACCCGAGCUCCUAUCCCACGUACCCCGGUGCCUUCUGGGAAAACUCCAGCGCAGUGAGCAGCCAAUCACAGCAGAGCAGCGGCGCGGUGCAGUAUCCAGUCUGCAAACAGAGCGGCUUCCAGCUGCAGGGUGAGGAUGCAGACAGCUGCUCCAGUCCAAAGCAACACUCUGAUGAAGAGGAGCAGAAAGCACAGGUCUCCACAGAUGUUUCAGUGAAGGACAUCAGUGCAGCGGAUGACAGCAGGACAUUGAUGCCGCCACCAGCAGCUCCAAUCAGAAAGAGACCGAGAGAAGAGACCUGCAGCAGUACCCUCACACACACAGCUGAAGAACAGCUGAUGAUGAAGAAGAUGAAGAUCCCAGAAGAAUCUAGAAGCGGCUCCUCUGGACUGGUUCCGUACGGAGGAGACUCGUCGGAUGAGGAGGAGGAGCGCAUGCGCAGCGGGAGCAAGAGCACCGUCUGAACACUGAACUGCAGCAGCACACUUUUAUUUGAUCACAUGUUUUACUGACCGCUGUGUAACUGUUCCUAUGGAAUAAUAAAAGAAAGCAAGUCCACACA
Molecule: messenger RNA, 1692 nt
Organism: Puntigrus tetrazona (Sumatra barb)
Lineage: Eukaryota; Metazoa; Chordata; Actinopteri; Cypriniformes; Cyprinidae
Product: KH homology domain-containing protein 4-like
Exons: 14
Coding region: 137-1594 (485 amino acids)
Cellular component (GO): nucleus
Molecular function (GO): RNA binding
Source: RefSeq, a predicted model, not a curated record